Messenger RNA from Pisolithus orientalis, 795 nucleotides. RefSeq lists its product as uncharacterized. Bases 1 to 795 code for a protein of 264 amino acids. The transcript has 2 exons. The record is from RefSeq and is a predicted model, not a curated record. Lineage: Eukaryota; Fungi; Basidiomycota; Agaricomycetes; Boletales; Pisolithaceae.
AUGCAAUCUGCUCAGCAACUGUCAUUCACUGUGAUCCCACCAUCUUCCAAACAGUUCUCAUUGUCACAAUGUGCAUCCAUGCUCAUCCAAAGGUGCCCAGCAUGUUUCACAGGUCACACAUUUGGACAGCCACUGAGCAACAGUGGUGAUAUUCAUAUCACACUUGAUGGGAACUUUCACCAUCAUCAUCAGCACUCAGCUGGUAGUUGUCCUGCAUUUUAUGACCCUGCAUAUUUCAUUCCCAAGGUUCAAGUCAACAAUGUUGGAUGCCAGAUCAAACGAGUGUGUAAGUGGCCACUGAGACAACAGUGUGUUGAAGUUCCUGAUGAAGCAAUUGAUCAAUGUGAAGUGUCAUAUGAAGCAGCUGAUGGCAACAAGCAGAAGGCCACAAUGGACUGCUUCAACAACACUGGAAUUAUGGUGUUGAUAUGCCAUCACAACAUCCCUCUCUUCUUUGCAAAUAUUGACACACCUGGUGAGCAACAGAAGUAUAGUGUCACCCUUCUCAAACACCUCUUCUCCCACUUGCCAGUUGCUGCAACUGUCAUUGCAUUGUAUGAUAUUGGUUGCGUUCUCACACAUUCUUUAGACAAGUUUGAAAUCCUCAAUAAUGAAAUUGUUUGUUGCAUCUGCUGUGCAACAACUGCAAUGCAUGCCUAUGGCCACAAAUGGGCAUGCCAGCUUGCUCAUAACCCCCACAUUACUACAGGACUUGGUCUUUCUGAUGGAGAGGGCACCAAACACCUCUGGUCCUGUUUCACCAAGCUCAUUGGCAAGUUCAUUUUAUUACUCUAG